AUGUGCAAAGGUAAAUGCAAAGUUACACCUAACCAUCAAGUACCUUCAAUUGGUGAAACGGCAUUUAUUACCCUCACAAACGCCGACACUGAAGUUGUUGAUACCGAGCCCUUACAGCGCUUAACGCGCCCAGCUCGUCUAAAAGCCGUUGAAGCCAUCAGCGGUAAAGCAACGAAGAAACAAAAACCGUCGAGCGCUGUUGAAGCUAGAAAGACUCGUGCGCACAACGAAGACGAACCGAAGGCACCCGACGGCGCCCGAGAGUUACCCGUUGCAAUGACGACGUGUGGGGCCAUGAAAUCGACCUACGCAGAUGUGGCGAACGUUACAUCUGAGUAUUCUUCAGUCGUGAUUCAUAAAUCGGAUGAAGGGAUAGAUAAUGGAAUCGAACGCUUUACAGCAUGGACACAACCUCGUCGUUUCCGUCGUUCUGUAAUAAGAGCGACAGGUGAAGCAGACACCGAAUUACUGACUAUUGAACCAGCAAAAUAUGUUCAUGUAUGGAAUUUUCACCCAGAUGUGAUGAAAAGAUCUCAAUAUAUCUUAAAAAGAAACAACCAGACUCAGAUUUUACAAUCAAAAAACCAGACCCUACCCACGAAAACCACAACUGUUUUAUAA
Molecule: messenger RNA, 621 nt
Organism: Arctia plantaginis
Lineage: Eukaryota; Metazoa; Arthropoda; Insecta; Lepidoptera; Erebidae
Source: the annotation of a GenBank genome assembly